Messenger RNA from Galeopterus variegatus (Sunda flying lemur), 2154 nucleotides. RefSeq names its product CLPTM1-like (gene CLPTM1L). The record is from RefSeq and is a predicted model, not a curated record. The transcript has 17 exons. NCBI's taxonomy places the organism in Eukaryota, Metazoa, Chordata, Mammalia, Dermoptera, Cynocephalidae. The coding region runs from base 51 to 1592 and encodes 513 amino acids. Gene Ontology annotation, cellular component: endomembrane system; membrane.
GCCUGGCGGUGGGAGUGUUCGUGGUGUACGUGGUGCACACCUGCUGGGUCAUGUACGGCAUCGUCUACACCCGCCCGUGCGCCGGCGACGCCAACUGCGUCCGGCCCUACCUGGCGCGGCGGCCCAAGCUGCAGCUGAGCGUGUACACCGCCACACGGUCCCACCUCGGUGCCGAGAACGGCGUCGACCUGGUCUUGAACGUGCAGGACUUCGACGUGGAGUCCAAGUUCGAGAGGACAGUUAAUGUUUCUGUACCAAAAAAAACAAGAAAUAAUGGGACGCUGUAUGCCUAUAUUUUCCUCCAUCAUGCCGGGAUUCUGCCAUGGCACGAUGGGAAGCAAGUGCACCUAGUCAGUCCCCUGACUACCUACAUGGUCCCCAAACCAGAAGAAGUCAACCUGCUCACUGGGGAGUCUGCUGCACAGCAGCAGAUCGAAGCAGAAAAGAAGCCCACGAGUGCCCUGGACGAGCCAGUGUCUCACUGGAGACCAAGGCUGACGCUGAAUGUGAUGGUGGAUGACUUCGUCUUCGAUGGUUCCUCCCUGCCCGCCGAUGUGCAUCGGUACAUGAAGAUGAUCCAGCUGGGGAAGACCAUGCACUACCUCCCCAUCCUGUUCAUUGACCAGCUGAGCAACCGGGUGAAGGACUUGAUGGUCAUCAACCGCUCCACCACGGAGCUGCCACUCACCGUGUCCUAUGACAAGAUCUCGCUGGGGCGGCUCCGCUUCUGGAUCCACAUGCAGGACGCCGUGUACUCCCUGCAGCAGUUCGGGUUUUCAGAGAAAGACGCUGAUGAAGUGAAAGGGAUUUUUGUAGAUACCAACUUGUAUUUCCUGGCGCUGACCUUCUUUGUCGCAGCGUUUCACCUUCUUUUUGACUUUCUGGCAUUUAAAAACGACAUUAGUUUCUGGAAGAAGAAGAGGAGCAUGAUUGGAGUGUCCACCAAGGCAGUGCUCUGGCGCUGCUUCAGCACCGUGGUCAUCUUCCUGUUCCUGCUGGACGAGCAGACCAGCCUGCUGGUGCUGAUCCCGGCAGGCAUCGGAGCCGCCAUCGAGCUGUGGAAAGUGAAAAAGGCAUUGAAGAUGACUGUCCUGUGGAGAGGCCUGCGGCCUGAGUUUCAGUUUGGCACUUACAGUGAAUCCGAGAAGAAAACAGAGGAAUACGAUACUCAGGCCAUGAAGUACUUGUCUUAUCUGCUCUACCCUCUCUGUGUUGGGGGUGCCGUUUACUCGCUCCUGAAUAUCAAGUAUAAAAGUUGGUAUUCUUGGCUAAUCAACAGCUUCGUCAAUGGAGUCUACGCGUUUGGCUUCCUGUUCAUGCUACCCCAGCUCUUCGUGAACUACAAGAUGAAGUCGGUGGCGCACCUGCCCUGGAAGGCCUUCACCUACAAAGCGUUCAACACCUUCAUUGACGACGUCUUCGCUUUCAUCAUCACCAUGCCCACGUCCCACCGGCUGGCCUGUUUCAGGGACGACGUGGUGUUCCUUGUCUACCUGUACCAGCGAUGGCUUUAUCCUGUGGAUAAGAGCAGAGUGAACGAGUUCGGGGAGUCCUACGAGGAGAAGCCCAAGCGGAAACCCCACGCAGACUGAGCACCAUCCCCACCUCGGGGGCCACAGGGCACUGCCAGCAGGACAGCAUGGAGUGUCACCGAGUGUCUGCGGAAGCUUUGGGAGGACUUUCCUGCACGUUGCAUCUUCUGCAUUGCCAAAAGCCCUUCAGAUGUUUCUUGAGCGUCUCCCAAGUUCCCUUUAUGUUGGUUUUGGAAGGAACUGGUGGCACCUGCCCCCCCACACACACACUCACAUGUGGACGUCGGUCUCGGUCACAGAGCUACUGGGUGUUGGCGGUCACCUGUCUGGGUGGCAGCUUCCAGCUCAGGGGCGUUCAGUGGGGGUCGGGGGCAGGCUAGUCACUGCAGCAUCUCCCCCACCCCCACCCGGCAGAUCCCGGGAGCCCUUGAAGGCAGGGAGGGUGUCGGCCUGCAUUUCAAGUUGGUUUUUAAGUGUUCCUUACUGAAUUUCAAAUGCAUAUGGAAAUUCCUUAUGGAUUCUGGGAUCAAAUGGCUCUUUUUUCCCUUUUGUUUAAAAUUUGAUUGUUUUAAAGCUUAAUGUACGUAUGUUUCUAUUUUAAAAUAAAUUUCUCUGGCUGUGA